Molecule: messenger RNA, 775 nt
Organism: Carassius carassius (crucian carp)
Lineage: Eukaryota; Metazoa; Chordata; Actinopteri; Cypriniformes; Cyprinidae
Gene: ppp1r14d
Product: protein phosphatase 1 regulatory inhibitor subunit 14D
Exons: 4
Coding region: 292-657 (121 amino acids)
Biological process (GO): regulation of phosphorylation
Cellular component (GO): cytoplasm
Molecular function (GO): protein serine/threonine phosphatase inhibitor activity
Source: RefSeq, a predicted model, not a curated record
AGAGACACAGAGAGGGAGGGAGUCAGUGUUAGCAGAGCGCAGACAGAAGACAGGCACUAAAGGAGGCUGUCGGACAGAAACACCACCAUCAUGAGUCAGAAACACAGUGUAGUAUAGAGACACACACACUGAGGAGCAAACAGCAGCAGGACGGUGACUGAAGGAGCCUGUGUUUGAAUCUGUGAGACAGACAGAGAGAGAGAGAGAGAGAGAGAGAGAGAGAGAGAGAGAGAGAGAGAGAGAGAGAGAGAGGCUGCUAUCUCUUGUUCUUCUCCCCGCUGGUGUGAGGUUAUGGCAGGCAUGGCGUCGGAGCCAGGAACCCAGUCCAGAGUGAUGUUUCAGACCAAAGAGGAGGAUCCUGCCCAACGGAAACUGGGCAAACUGACGGUCAAAUACAACCGCAAAGAUCUCCAGAGGAGGCUGGACAUCGAGGAGUGGAUCGAUGGUCAGCUGCACCUGCUGUACGACUGCGAGGACGAGGAGAUUCCUGAGCUGGAGAUCGACAUCGAUGAGCUUCUGGAGCUGACAGAUACAGAGCAGAGAUCUCGACUGCACGAGCUUCUGCAAGAAUGUGGAAAGCCAAAGGAGGACUUUAUCAAUGGUCUGCUGUACAGGAUAAAGGGGCUGAGGAAGAUGUCAGGAUCUCUGAAAAAAUAGUGUAAGAUCAAAGGCUGCAUUUUUCAAGAUAAUGAGAAGCACCAGGCCCCGCCUUUAACCCCGCCCCCGAAACAACAAGCCCCGCCCACACCAUCCAGUCUGUAGAGCACACAUGUGG